Messenger RNA from Syzygium oleosum, 3057 nucleotides. RefSeq names its product protein ACTIVITY OF BC1 COMPLEX KINASE 8, chloroplastic. The record is from RefSeq and is a predicted model, not a curated record. The transcript is spliced from 21 exons. Bases 172 to 2514 code for a protein of 780 amino acids. NCBI's taxonomy places the organism in Eukaryota, Viridiplantae, Streptophyta, Magnoliopsida, Myrtales, Myrtaceae. Gene Ontology annotation, biological process: regulation of response to reactive oxygen species.
UCACCACCAGACUCCCUCCCUCCCUCCCUAUUUCUCUCUCUCUCUAUCUCUACUGCAGCUGGAAGCACGAUCUCCGAUGGAAUUCCCAGGCGCAGCCGCCGCCCGUUGACGACCGACCGAUCGUCCGUCCUCCCUCCCUCCUGAAUCGCGGCCCGACCCUCUCCGUCGCAAAUGGCCGCCUCCCUCCUCUUCCCCGACCUCGCCUUCCUCUCCGCCCCCCGCGCGGCCGCUCCCACGCGCCGCCUCUCCUCCCUCUCGCCCCGCGCUCUCGCCGGAACCGUCGCCUCCUUCUCCUCCUCCCGGAGGAGGAGGAGCGGCAGCGGCUCCCGGCGCGCCGCCGGAAUCGGAGUCCGGGCCCGAGUCGUGAAGGAGGAGGAGGGCGUGCUGGUCGAGAACCUGAACGGCUACCCCUCCAACGGCAACGGAGCCGCCUCCACGAGCUCGGGCGGAGGCGGCGGCGGCGGCGAUGCCUCCUAUUCGAACGGUUCCGCUGGUUAUCAUGCGGAUGAGAGGGGGAGGAGCGCGGAGGACAAUGGGAGCUUGGUGAAGUAUGUGGAGGGGAACGGCUCGGCGGCGGCGGGGGCGUCGGCGUCGAGGUUGCUGAAGGAAGUGGAAGUGGUGGAGGCCACGGAGGAAGGGAGGAAGAGGAGGAUUGAAGAGAUUGGUAAGGAGGACGCUUGGUUCAAGCAAAGUGGACCACAAGUUGAGGUAUCUGUUGCACCUGGUGGUCGGUGGAGUAGAUUCAAAACAUAUUCAACCAUUCAAAGGACACUGGAGAUAUGGGGAUUUGUGUUGACAUUUAUUUUUAGGGUUUGGUUGAGCAAUCAGAAGUUCUCUUAUCGAGGAGGAAUGACUGAACAGAAAAAGGUCUUACGGCGUAAGGUGCUUGCCAAAUGGCUGAAAGAAAACAUAUUGAGACUGGGUCCGACAUUUAUCAAAAUUGGACAGCAGUUCUCAACAAGGGUUGAUAUUCUUCCUCAAGAAUAUGUUGAUCAGUUAUCUGAACUUCAGGAUCAAGUUCCUCCUUUUCCGUCUGAGACUGCUCUAUCUAUAGUCCAAGAAGAGCUUGGAGCUCCUUUGGAGAAUAUUUUCGACAGCUUUGACUAUGAGCCCAUAGCUGCUGCUAGUCUCGGUCAGGUUCAUCGAGCACGUUUGAAGGGACAGGAAGUUGUUGUUAAAGUACAAAGGCCUGGUCUCAAGGAUCUUUUUGACGUUGAUUUGAAAAACCUAAGGGUGAUUUCUGAAUAUCUUCAAAAGAUCGAUCCAAAGUCAGAUGGUGCCAAAAGGGAUUGGGUUGCGAUUUAUGAUGAGUGUGCAAGUGUAUUGUACCAGGAAAUUGAUUACACCAAAGAAGCUGCUAAUGCGGAGUUGUUUGCUAGUAACUUCAAGGACAUGGACUAUGUAAAAGUCCCAUCAAUUUUCUGGGAGUACACGACGCCCCAGGUUUUGACCAUGGAGUAUGUUCCAGGGAUUAAAAUCAACAAAAUACAAGCUCUUGAUCAGCUGGGGGUAGAUCGCAAAAGAUUGGGCCGAUAUGCUGUUGAAUCCUAUUUGGAGCAAAUUCUUUCUCAUGGUUUUUUCCAUGCUGAUCCUCAUCCGGGAAAUAUUGCCGUUGAUGAUGUCAAUGGCGGACGGUUGAUAUUCUAUGAUUUUGGCAUGAUGGGAAGUAUAAGCUCGAACAUCCGAGAAGGUUUGUUGGAAACAUUCUAUGGUGUCUAUGAAAAGGACCCAGACAAGGUCCUUCAGGCAAUGAUUCAAAUGGGCGUUCUUGUGCCAACAGGGGACAUGACAGCUGUCAGAAGGACUGCGCAGUUCUUUCUUAACAGUUUCGAAGAGCGUCUCGCUGCACAAAGAAGAGAAGCAGAGAUGGCAACGACAGAACUAGGCUUCAAAAAGCCCUUGAGCAAGGAGGAAAUGAUUGAGAAAAAGAAGCAAAGGCUUGCUGCAAUAGGAGAAGAUUUGUUAUCCAUUGCUGCAGAUCAGCCCUUCCGAUUUCCUGCAACAUUUACAUUUGUUGUGAGAGCAUUUUCAGUGUUGGAUGGCAUUGGGAAGGGCCUGGAUCCUCGAUUCGAUAUAACUGAGAUUGCUAAACCUUAUGCACUGGAGUUGCUAAAAUUUCGUGAAGCUGGUGUUGAAGUCAUCCUGAAGGACUUUAGGAAGCGGUGGGAGCGCCAAUCUCGUGCAUUUUACAACUUAUUUAGACAGGCUGACCGAGUUGAAAAGCUUGCAGAAAUCAUCCAGCGACUGGAACAAGGUGACCUCAAGCUCAGGGUUCGGACUUUAGAAUCCGAAAGGGCCUUUCAACGAGUUGCAGCUGUCCAGAAGACAGUUGGCAAUGCUGUGGCUGCUGGAAGCCUGAUGAACCUUGCAACAAUUUUGUAUCUCAAUUCGAUUCGCGCGCCUGCACUAGCAGCAUCUGUUUUAUGUGCAUUUUUCGGUUUCCAAGUUCUCUUCGGUCUUAUAAAGGUGAAAAAGUUGGAUCAAAGGGAGAGAUUGAUCACAGGAACUGCUUAGACAUUGGAUGUAUAGGAUUAUUGAUACGUGAGAAGCUGCUCCCAAGUACACACGUUCAGCUUACAAACAUUUCAAGGGGAGCCAAAUAUCUGUUGGGGAGUUAUUAUAAUUCACCUCUUCAAUUCAACUGAAUAAUCAGCAUGCAUCUGAUUCUUUAACUGUACAUGCAAGGGAUAUUAUUCAAAUGCAGAAUGCACAACCAAUCUUUUGGGCCAUUCUGUGAAGUUUAUCUGCUUCAGUAGCCCACUAUCAGGUUUGCCCGUCUGCUACUUAUUCAGAAUAAUCCCCCGCCUUUUGAUAGAUAGGCCCGUGCCAUAGUAAGCAAGUUUAGUACCAGAAACUUCUAGUUGUACUUAGAGCAGUCUUGAAGUUGUAAUUGUCAUUUGGUCAAGUUUUGGUUAGUUUGACCUCGCGAACAUGUGGCUGGUGACAUGUAACAGAACUCGUAUAAUUCUGUAACAUAUAGAGGGCUAUUUAGUGACAACAUUCGUAUACUGUUUGUAAUUGCCCGCGAUCCUGGUUGUCUACUAGUUACCCAUGCAA